AUGGAAUGGACAUACUUAGUAGUCUCCAUAUGGAUACGAGUGGGCGUGGCAUUUGUGCAUGGAAUGGACAUAAUCUACAUAUGGAUACGAGUGGGCGUGGCAUUUGUGCAUGGAAUGGACAUAAUCUACAUAUGGAUACGAAGUGGGCGUGGCAUUUGUGCAUGGAAUGGACAUAAUCUACAUAUGGAUACGAGUAGGCGUGGUAUUUGUGCAUGGAAUAGACAUAGUCUAUAUAUGGAUACGAGUGGGCGUGGCAUUUGUGCAUGGAAUGGACAUAAUUUACAUAUGGAUACGAGUGGGCGUGGCAUUUGUGCAUGGAAUGGACAUAAUCUACAUAUGGAUACGAGUGGGCGUGGCAUUUGUGCAUGGAAUGGACAUAAUCUACAUAUGGAUACGAGUGGGCGUGGCAUUUGUGCAUGGAAUGGACAUAAUCUACAUAUGGGUACGAGUGGGCGUGGCAUUUGUGCAUGGAAUGGACAUAAUCUACAUAUGGAUACGAGUGGGCGUGGCAUUUGUGCAUGGAAUGGACAUAAUCUACAUAUGGGUACGAGUGGGCGUGGCAUUUGUGCAUGGAAUGGACAUAAUCUACAUAUGGAAUGCGGUGAUUUCAUGAAAAGUGAGAAAGUAUGUACGCCACCACAGACGGUAUGUGAGCGUGAGGGCGUCCUCCCACAUUCCCACAAUGCAAAUAAUUUCAGCAAUGGCGGCUUCCAUGACCUCUGUUUACUUGUUUGUAAAAUCCGCAAAUUAUUAAUAACAUACAACGUGUUGGCUAAAAUUAUGGAAUUAGUGUUUGCAAGUGAAUGGCCAAAAGGUGACCCCAAUGCGUGGACCAGGAAGUGGACGAUUGAUCCUGCUUGUUCAUGGUCUUGUCGUAAUAUAAUAGCCUUCUCAGGGGCCAGUGGAUGUAAGCUGAGCUGUGUGAAUGAUGGUGAAUCACAGGGAGGCAAAAUUCAUAUUGUAGAUCCAGACAGACCAUGGGAAGUACAUAGUUUCAGUACUGGCCAUACGGAUAUCAUCCGAUGUAUUAAAUGGGAUGUAUCGGGCAGCAGAAUUGUAUCUUCAGACAGCAGUGGUACAUGUAAAUUAUGGAUAAUGAAUAAUUAUUUAAUAAAUGAUUGGAAAUGUGGCGGUGAGAGUAAAGUUGAAGGAGAGACAAUCAUAGCACUAUCAUGGCUGCAUAUUGGCUAUAAGAUAAACUACAAUGUGGAGAGAACAGAUUCUCCCAAUGUAAUGGAGAAGUUUUCCAGAGUCAAGUUUUUACCGUCUGUUUUACAAUAUGGUGGUAAAUCCAUUGAAGGCUGGAUAGUCAUAACUAUGUCAGGAGUGGAAUUUUCGCAAUUUAAUGAUCAUCAUAAUUGCGUACAAUUAGAUCUGGGCAAGCUAUUGAUAGCUGGUCACAUCCUAGUUUGUGUAUCCAAUGGUAGCUGUAGAUGUCCAGUACAAGUCUAUAAACUUACAGUAAAACUUAACAAAGAUAAGUGUUCCAUUGAUUCCGAGGCACUGCCAAGUUUGUUCAUGCAGUGUAGUACUGAUCCAAACCAACUAGAAAAAUGGCCGCAUGGUGCAUGCAUAGAAAGCUGGCAUUUGAAACGAGAAUCACUUAAUGUACAUAAAAUAUUUCAAGCUAGUUCACCACCACGAACAAGAGAUCAGAUGCCAUCAAUAUUGAAAUGGAAUUUCAUGGCAAAUUAUGACUCUGAUACCUGUAAUGUGAUGGCGCUGUCACUGCCAAAAUUACCACUGAAUCUGUCACACAAGUCCAUAUACAGUGGUCCAGGAAUGGCAUUCUCUGCGGCAUUUCAAGAUGGAACUAUCAAACUUAUUCACAGAGUCUCAUUAAAGCCUUUUGCUGUAUUUAAAUAUGAAGGUGUGAGGCCAGACACAGCUCCACAAGCAGCCAUGAGUAACAGUUUGUUUGAUUUUGGGUUUAGUCAAACUAAAAAAUCUAAAGGGAGUGAUGACCAUGAAACAGAAGAAGUUCCGUCUAAAAAACAGAAGUACAAUGUGACAUCAAGUCAUAGUGAACCAGAGAAACUCGCGAACUUGACGAAGGACAAGAAAUAUGAUCGUGAGAAACGUGUUCGGACUUUCAAGUCACAUUGGACAACUGAAUUUCCUUGGAACCAAUUAUUUGUUAUGUCUGAAGGACCAGAUUUAGCUGAUUAUAAUCCUGACCCAGCAAUUGUUGAAUGGUUGUUAUCUUCAUCAACUUCAAGGCAUAUAUCAGGACAUAAGUUACCUCAACCUAAAACUGAUGAACAUGCUCCAUUACCUGAGAUUGUAUCAGAAAAAGUCUCAUUAAAGCCUUUUGCUGUAUUUAAAUAUGAAGGUGUGAGGCCAGACACAGCUCCACAAGCCAAAAGACAAAAAAAUACAAACAAUGGUAAACAACUCUUCUGUAUUGAGAUGUCAGUCACAUGUUGCAGUUUGAUCGGCGUUGAUAAAAGUGGAUCACUCUGUCUAAUUAAAAUUGCGCCAACACUAGGACAGUCGGUGGAUCAAGGUGCUGCUAGAGCUCAUACUAUAGCGCAGGUUGUUAAUUUAAUUGAGUACUGUAUGGUGACUGGGUAUGAUUGGUGGGAUCUGCUUCUCACUAUCACUCCAGGUAUGGUUGACACUGUGAUAGAUCGUCUCAGUGAAGCAUUUAAUAGACAGCCUAAACCAUUGCAAGAAUUGCUGUUUACGAGACUUACAGCAGUUAAAGCCACUCUUUAUAGGUUAAAUCCAGGAACUACGGGUAAAUUAGCCGAUUGUCAUGCUAAGUUACUACUGAAUGGUAUUGCUGUAUCUUUUAAAUCGUUGCUGAGACCAACCAAUCUAUCAAGUCAAGACAAAGGACUGGCAGAUAAACUGUCAGCUGUGUGUUCAAGAAUUCUUGAGACUGACCUUGAUAAGGUCAUGAUGAAUUUAGACACCAAAGAAUUUGUAAUUGAACCUGCCACUGUACAGUCUUUGCAGCAACUUAUCCAGUGGGUGGCUGAUUUUGCACUGUUUCUUUUAAGUUCAGUACCGUUACAACAACCUCAUUGCAAUAGGCCAGGGGUUAGUAUGUUACGUGACCCUGGAAUUCUGUGCUGUCUUCGAGAGAUGCUGGUUAUUAUUCGUGUUUGGGGACUUAUAAACACUACUUGUCAACCAAUAUUCACAUCAACAUCAGAUAAUGUUGAUGGUCUUUCAACUUUAUUUAAACUAUUAACACAAGUAUGGUUGUGUUGUAAAGAUGAUACCUAUGCUGAGUUUGAUGAUUCAUUGAUAGAUGAAUGUAUUUUGCUACCAAGUCAGUUGCUUGUACCAACUAUGGAGUCUCUUCCUGUAGUUGAAGGUAUAACAGGCAGAUCAUUUAUUAAACAAGCAAUGAGUUUCCAUUUUGAGAGCACCACAGUGCAUGUGUCUCAUGUGACAAGUUUCAAUCCGAGCGCUACACCAGGCACCGAACUGUCUACUAGAUACAUGUCAGAUAAUCAUAGUCAGAAACAUGAUGUUGUGAGACGUAUAUAUCUUGGAGUGGCUCCCCAUGAUGAAUUGAAACAAUGUACAAGAUGUUCGUGCAUUUCGCUGGUCAAAUCUAAUGCUAAAACUGGUGCUUUGAAAGCGUGGGAUGCAAGAUGGAUAAAAUCAUGCGUAUGUGGCGGCCAGUGGAGAAGAGUUACAGCAUCAACACGAUGAUACUACUCCAACAACUGCUGAUUAGCUCUUAUCACAAACUGCAACUAGAACUAUGGUAUAUGGUAUAUGGUAUAUGGUAAUACAGGAUUGACAAUGGUGUCAAUACAUACAUAUCCACCUGAAGAGAAUAAACUGAAGGGGAACAGUGAAUUAUUGAGCUGCGAUAUGUAAAAUGCAAUUUCAUUAAGUUCAUAAACUGUCAAAUUUUGACAGGACUCUAACAAUACUGUAUUGUACAAUUUGAAGACUUGUUUCUGUGUUGUAUUUGUCAGUAACUGUUCAGUCAUCAACACCUUGAUUUCAAAUGGUCCAUUCCUGAACUGAGCUUUCAGGAUUAUUCAAAAUGAAUUGGAAAAAAAUGGCAUCAGCAAAUUAAGUGAAAUAUACCAAUAAUACCAUACGCAUUGUUCAAUUUGAGUAGUCACCCUUGGGAAUAAUAGUGAAUAUGUCAAAAUAUAAAAUGAAAUCUUGUUAUCAUUUUUGGGGGGAAAUUUGCUUAUUUGGCUUCCAACAAGAUAUCAAAGGAAUACCUUGAAUUACGGUAAAUUGAAACCUAAGGCUGCUGUAACUUUAAUAGUCAUUUCAUUAAAACUGCCAUGUACCAAACGUUCUUCUUGGAUCCAUUUUAAAAAGUUCAUUCCAAAUGACCUUUGAAUGUACAAUCAUGUAUUUCAAAAACAUGAUUUUUAUUUUUAAUCCAUUUAUAUGCUGAGAAAUUAAAUUUGACAUUAUGUUGUGUCUUUCAUAUUAGAAUGUUGUAUAGUUUUCCGUCAUCGUGGCUUGACUGUUUAUAAUAAUCUAUUAUGUCUUUGAAUUCUUCCCACGUAAGUCAGAUUUCAUAAAUUGUAAAUAUUUGUGAUUGUACAUCAUUGACAUGACUCCCUUAACAAGUACUUGAGGCUAUUUUUUGCAUAGGGUUCACAAGUUUCAGCGAGUAUCAGUACUACACUGGAGUCAACAAGGCCAUGUACCAUGAUGCUGUGCUUUAUAAACUGUACUUCAUAAAGACACGCAUGUUUCUGUUAGAGCAGGCAUGACAUGGAUUAUCGAAUGACAUAUUCAGCUGUGGCUGUGGCUUUAUAAAGAUUGAUAAAUAAAUGUUUGGGUUUAUACAUUUAUAUGGGAAGCAAAAAUGAAGUUCCAGACAUAGUUGAUUGUAGUUGUUGGAUUUUUAUUUAUAACUUUAUAAUAAAAGUAUAUAUAUGUAUAAACAAAA
Saccoglossus kowalevskii is the source of this 4885-nucleotide messenger RNA. RefSeq names its product mediator of RNA polymerase II transcription subunit 16-like. The record is from RefSeq and is a predicted model, not a curated record. Gene Ontology annotation, molecular function: protein binding. Lineage: Eukaryota; Metazoa; Hemichordata; Enteropneusta; Harrimaniidae. Gene Ontology annotation, biological process: positive regulation of DNA-templated transcription. Gene Ontology annotation, cellular component: mediator complex.